Molecule: messenger RNA, 1188 nt
Organism: Zingiber officinale
Lineage: Eukaryota; Viridiplantae; Streptophyta; Magnoliopsida; Zingiberales; Zingiberaceae
Product: RPM1-interacting protein 4-like
Exons: 4
Coding region: 252-914 (220 amino acids)
Source: RefSeq, a predicted model, not a curated record
CAAAUCUUUCUUGGUUUGGUCGUUUUGAUUGCUGAAUGAUCGAAAUUUAUUUAAUAUUUAAAAAAAAAAAUGGGAGCUGCGGGACUUUGGUCAGAUAAAUUGGGUGUUUGUUUGUUUGUUUGUUUGUUGCUAGGUUUUUGUUUUGGUCAGACUGCUCUUUAAUGCUUGCAAGAUCGUUCAUUUAUUCUUGUAGUUGUAUGACUCCGCCACUUGGGUUUUCUUCGCUGAAGCUGGCUUUUUGAUUUGCUUUAAUGCAACGUGGUGGACAUGUACCGCGUUUUGGUGAUUGGAACCAAAAUGCUGCCUACACAACAUAUUUUGAUUCGGCACGCAAGGGGAAAGCUCCUGGAGCAACCAUUCUCAACCCAAAUGAUCCAGAGCAGAUGGCAGAGCUCCACAGAGCUGGAGGUCAGCCUGUAGAGCCUCAAUAUCCCAAUCAAGGCCACAGGGACAAACCGACAGAGUAUGAUGGGGCAAAUCAUCAUCCGAGAGCAAACUAUGGCAGAGAAGAAAGGGAAGCUCCACCACAGUCUAGAAAUAGUAGCCAGCGAUCUAAUGUGGAUCAGCAAGGUAGGAACCAUGGAACUCAUAGGAGCAUGGAAGAAGCUGGUCAAUUUCCUUCCCAAUCACCAGUGACACAGAGGAGAGCAGCAAACGCUCUACAAGGAACAACUGGACGCCAAAGAGCCACAGCGAUUCCCAAAUUUGGAGACUGGGAUGCACCGGAUCCUAAAUCAAAUGGAUACACAGUCAUCUUCAACCAAGUUAAAGAAGAUAGGAAGGCUGGCGCUGCAACUCACAUUCCACCAAUUUCCCCUCAGCCUGUACAUCCACCAACAUACCCGUCACACAGGCAAAAGAAGUCCUUCUGGAGCUGGCUCUGUCGAUUCUUUCAUCCAAGGGCAUCUAACUGAUCAAAUGAAGCCACAUCAGGCGAGAAGAUGGACGGUUCCUUAGUGUUUACUCAUUCUUGUUUAUGUACAGGAUGAUGCAUAUAAGCAAAGUAUUAGAUGGCCAAUUUGUUUGAUAUGUUCAGUUUGUUGUUGCUGUUUUGUGGAUUCAAAUAAUCGAGGUUCAGUUCUCAGAGAGAGUGGAGUGAUCUAGUGAAACAAAGUGUAAGAUUCAUAAGAAAACUCAUCUGUGUUCCUUAUCUAUUGAUUAGUGUUCAAUGUUCCUUUGUUCUUUUAA